AUGGCUGCCAUGUUCAGGUCUAUCCCACAGGUCUUUAGGGGCCAUCAAUGUGCAUCAUUCCUUCUCUCAGCAAGAAUGUUCAGCAAAAAAGCAGAUGAGAAACUUGCCCUGGCUGAUAAAGUGGCUGUGGUCACUGGCUCUACAAAAGGGAUUGGUUUUGCCAUCGCCCGGCGUCUGGCCCAGGAUGGGGCGCAUGUGGUCAUCAGCAGCCGGAAGCAACAGAAUGUGGACCGAGCUGUGGCCGUAUUGAAGGAGGAGGGGCUGAGUGUGACGGGCACUGUGUGCCAUGUGGGGAAGGCUGAGGACCGCCAGCACCUUGUGGCCACAGCCCUGGGACACUCUGGGGGUGUUGACUUCCUGGUGUGUGUGGCAGGAGUCAAUCCUUUGGUAGGAAGCACCCUGGGAGCCAGUGAACAGAUCUGGGACAAGAUCCUGGAUGUGAAUGUGAAGGCCCCAGCCCUGCUGCUGAGCCGGCUGCUGCCCCACAUGGAGAAGAGGGGGGGAAGCUCUGUUGUUCUGGUAUCCUCUGCAGUGGCUUAUCUCCCAGUGCCGAAACUGGGCGCCUACAACACCAGCAAGACGGCUCUGCUGGGCCUCUGCAGGUCUCUGGCUGUGGAGCUGGCUCCGAAAGGCAUCAGGGUGAACUGCAUAGUGCCGGGAGUCAUCAAGACGGACUUUGGCCUGGGGGAGAAGACAUUGCCGAACAUGCGGCCUGAGUUGAAUAAAAUCUACGGACUGCAGCGGUUAGGGGAGCCAGAAGACUGUGCCGGGAUUGUAUCUUUCCUAUGCUCCUCAGAUGCCAGCUACAUCACCGGGGAGAACAUCACGGUAGCUGGCUUCUCCCCUAGACUGUGAAAAGAGCGUGGCUUAGAGACUGGCUGGAGGUCCUCGGGAAAACAGAGGGCUUGGCGGGGUAUAGUAGAUGAAGAACCUUAGCAUGUGCGUGGGGUCCAGGUCAUACAGGGAACACCUACUUAAAAAUGGUGAGGGAAGGCCGGUGUUUAAAGUUUUCAUUUGGAAUAAAUGUGU
Molecule: messenger RNA, 1029 nt
Organism: Peromyscus maniculatus bairdii (prairie deer mouse)
Lineage: Eukaryota; Metazoa; Chordata; Mammalia; Rodentia; Cricetidae
Product: dehydrogenase/reductase SDR family member 2, mitochondrial-like
Molecular function (GO): carbonyl reductase (NADPH) activity
Source: RefSeq, a predicted model, not a curated record